Hevea brasiliensis (rubber tree) is the source of this 2247-nucleotide messenger RNA. Its product is annotated as serine/threonine-protein kinase STY13. Bases 641 to 1807 code for a protein of 388 amino acids. The transcript is spliced from 6 exons. The record is from RefSeq and is a predicted model, not a curated record. NCBI's taxonomy places the organism in Eukaryota, Viridiplantae, Streptophyta, Magnoliopsida, Malpighiales, Euphorbiaceae. Gene Ontology annotation, molecular function: ATP binding; protein kinase activity. Gene Ontology annotation, biological process: protein phosphorylation.
AUUACACCACUCCCUCUUCUUUUCCUUGUCUUUUUUCCUCGCCUUUCGUUUUUCUCUCUAUCCCCAACUUUUUAAACCCUCGUCGGAACAUAUACCCGGAAUAUCUUCAUCGGAGCGCCUCUGACCGCUCACACCGUUCCAGAAAGAAACAGAAGAGAAAGAGACAAAGGGGAGCUAUCCUUUUUUCUGUUUUUCUGCGUAAGGUUUAGGGUGCUGAGUUUCUCUGAUAGCUUAAACGACGACGUUGUUUUCAAGUUUCAGUGUUUUUUUUUUUUUUUUAUUAGCGUCGACUUUAAGUAGUUCUUAGGGUUUCCUUUUUUAUAAACUUCAAGCAAGAGGAGGCUUCCAGCUGAAGUCAAAUUCUGACAAGCCUGAAAAAACAAGAGAAGGUAAUCGACUUCGUUUUCAAAUUAUACUCGGGAUUAAUUGGCGAGGAAUUAUAGCGAAAGCAAAGCUCUAUGGCAGAAGGAAUUCAAAUUCAAAUUUGAUUAUUGUCAGAUAAGAAAAUGCUGAUUAUUAGUUGACCUUGUGGGGAUUUUGGAUAAUGAUUUCGAUUGUGGAAAUAUAGAGAUAAUAAAGACAAAGAGACUGAGAAGAAAUGAGAAAUUCAGGUAUUAUUUGAGGCUGCCAAGUUUGCAACAUGAGUUGCGGCAGCGGCAGCAGCGACAAGAACGGAGGGCCAGAGGCAGAAAAUGAGCGGCAGCAGCACCCUUUUUUGCCGAGGUCCGUCGAGGUAGAACCGGCAACACUCACUCAAAAUGGUUCUCUAACGGCGCCGGAACUGUCGAUUGAUGAAAGUCUGCUCGUUGACCCCAAAUUAUUGUUUAUCGGCUCCAAAAUUGGCGAGGGAGCCCAUGGGAAGGUUUAUGAAGGAAGGUAUGGUGAUCAAAUUGUUGCUGUCAAAGUGCUUAGUCGAGGGAGUAGUUCAGAAGAAAGAGCUGCAUUGGAGAAUCGUUUUGCCCGUGAAGUUAACAUGAUGUCUCGAGUAAAACAUGAGAAUCUUGUCAAGGUGGCCAUUGAAAUUAACCGUCUGUCUUUUAUUGGAGCUUGUAAGGAUCCACUGAUGGUGAUAGUAACUGAGCUAUUACCUGGGAUGUCACUCCGUAAGUAUUUGAAUAGCAUUCGUCCAAAACAAUUAGAGCUUCAUGUGGCUUUGAAUUUUGCCCUUGACACUGCUCGAGCGAUGGACUGUCUGCAUGCAAAUGGGAUUAUACACAGAGAUCUCAAACCAGAUAAUUUGUUGCUUACCUCAAAUCAGAAGUCUCUGAAGCUUGCAGAUUUUGGUCUUGCAAGAGAAGAAUCAGUGACUGAAAUGAUGACUGCUGAAACUGGGACUUACCGCUGGAUGGCUCCUGAGUUGUAUAGUACUGUGACAUUGCGGCAGGGAGAGAAGAAGCAUUACAAUAACAAGGUUGAUGUCUACAGCUUUGGAAUUGUCUUAUGGGAGUUGCUGACCAACCGCAUGCCAUUUGAAGGCAUGUCAAAUUUGCAGGCUGCUUAUGCAGCUGCUUUUAAGCAAGGGAGGCCCAGUCUUCCAGAGGACAUGUCCCCUGAGCUUGCAUUUAUCAUUCAAUCAUGUUGGGUUGAAGACCCUAACUUGAGGCCCAGCUUCAGCCAGAUCAUCCGCAUGCUCAAUGCUUUCCUCUUUACCAUCUCUCCACCAUCAACAUCUGUGCUAGAAUCCGAUAGCCAUGAGACAGCAGCAUCAAGUAAUGGCAUCAUGACCGAGUUCUCUGCCCGUGCAAGAGGAAAGUUUGCUUUCCUUCGCCAACUGUUCACAGCUAAGAAGACUAGAAAUUCUGAAUGAAGGGGUAAGUUUUGGAAUAUAUCGUUUUGUUCCAGCUCAAAGAAAUUUGUGCUGUCAUAGAGAUAUAUAUUGUGAAUGAGUUUGGUUAAUUGAUCAGAUUAUGAUGAUUAGCAAAGGAACGAAAUGUUGGAAAAUGAUGUUGAUGAGGGAAGUUGGCUCGUAAAUAAAAAGAUGGUUAGAGGACUUACUUGCAUUGUCUCCUGACCUUGUUGUAAAGCAGAUACGUGGAUUUAGAAAAAUCUUUUAAGUCCAUAUCCUUCUUACCAUUUUCACAGAUAGUUACUAAUACUAUGAUGCAACUUGACUCUUCAUUUUCAGUUUUUACGAUUGAAGGUGGAGAAAUUGCUUUGCUAGUGCUUUUGUUUGAUAAAGAUAUAUGUAAGUACAUAACGUGUUAAGAUUUUAAUAAAGUUGAAGAAUUUACUGUUGUUGAGACUUGA